Melozone crissalis (California towhee) is the source of this 1563-nucleotide messenger RNA. It is a transcript of the gene TRAF3IP3, whose product is annotated as TRAF3 interacting protein 3. NCBI's taxonomy places the organism in Eukaryota, Metazoa, Chordata, Aves, Passeriformes, Passerellidae. The coding region runs from base 1 to 1563 and encodes 520 amino acids. The transcript has 14 exons. The record is from RefSeq and is a predicted model, not a curated record.
AUGCCCAGGAGGGCAGAGAGCUACGAGGAGAGGAGCGAGCGGCGGCAGGAGGCGCGGGAGCGGCUGCGGGGCAGGGUCAAUGCCACCUGCUGCAGGGUCAAUGCCACCCGCUGCAGGGCCACCGUCCCCCCGGGCCGGGCCACGGCCACCAGCCCCCGGCAGGCCGAGUUCCUCCGCAGGAGAAACCUGGGCCCCGAGGCCGGGCAGGCCCUGCCGGGACAGGGACGGACGCGCUCGCCGAAGGGGGACAGCCACAGCCACAGGACACAGACCCUGCCCGGCUCGGCACUGACGGACUCCAGCCAGCAGACAGACUGGGGAAUAGCAGUUUUAAACAAGGAAAUGGUGCAGCUCUCCAACUACCUGAAGGAGGCCCUGCACCGCGAGCUGCUGCUCAAGCAGAAGAUGGUCAUUUUACAGGAGCUCCUGUCCACCCUGCUGCAGGCUUCAGAGAAAUCCUGGCAGGGCCAGCUGAACGAGGACAAACUGAGGUGUAAACUGCGGGUGCUGGAAAAUCAGCUGCAGGCCUGCAGCCAGAGUUACUCAAAGGAGUGCGUGAAGAAGAUCCUGAUCGAGAUGGAGGACCAGAAGCAGACCUAUGAGCAGAAGGCAAAAGAGGCUCUUCAGAAGAUGCUGGAGGAAAAACUCCUGACAGAGCAGCAGCUGCAGAACUCUCAGAGAAGCCUGGCAGAGAUGCGAGAGGACCUCGCCCUGUGGAAGGAGCACAACGCCACACUCAGAGCCGAGCUGACCAAGGAGACCACAGCACACACCGAGCUCCGAAACAGCUUCCAGGCUCUGCAGAGCGAGCUGCAGCGGGCGGACGCGCAGAGCCAGCGGCAGAGCCGGGAGCUGCGGGCGCUGCGGGACGAGCGCACGGAGCUGCUGCAGACAGCCGGCGCCCUGCGCAGCGACAACGACCGCCAGGCCGCCCUCAUCCGCCGCAUCCAAGAUAAAUUGCAAAAAGAACAAGAGCAGAAAGUGACACUGGAGGCAACAAUCAGCCAUUUGCAGAACGUGAUCCACAACCAGAACAACCAACAGAAGAGCCAGGAGGUGACGGUGCAAAGGACAGACCAGGUUUCCACCACACAGACCCCACCUCCCACUCCUGCCAAGGAGAAACAAAACGCUCUGUCAGAGCAGCCCGAGGAGGAGGAGGAGGAAACAGAAAGUGUGAAGGAUGAGAUGCAGAAAAGGACACCCCAGCUCACAGCAAAGGAGAACGAGGUACCCGAGGAUGCUCAGCAGAGCCGUGCCCAGCUGCGGGUGAGGCGCUGCAGCCACUGCAGCAGCCCAGCAGCCCUGGGGGCACACAGAGCCCAGGGGACCCCUCCUGCUGACAGCCCCUCGCUGUGCCUGCAGUGCUCGGAGCUGCGCUCGGAGCUGGAGGCGCUGAGCCAGGAGUACCAGUGGUGCCUGACCCGGCUGCGGCAGUGCCGCGACGAGCUGAACCGCUCCCAGGGCAGCCAGGCUCAGAGACAGCGCAGCCCCUGGAUCCCUCUCCUGGUGGCAGUGGCAGCAGUGGCCAUCGCCGCCUUCCUGGCGACGUACAGCCUGUGA